Molecule: messenger RNA, 1249 nt
Organism: Bursaphelenchus okinawaensis
Lineage: Eukaryota; Metazoa; Nematoda; Chromadorea; Rhabditida; Aphelenchoididae
Source: the annotation of a GenBank genome assembly
AUGGUGUUGUGUAGCUGUUUAGCUAGUGCACCUGAGGACGAGGCGGUUGGUUUUACUUUUAUUAAAAUUAUUUUGCAAAUUAUUUUCGUUUUAGAGGUGUAAUAUAAUUAAACCCAUUGUAAUAUUAUAGAUAUGUUAUAUUAUAAUGCAAAUUCAUUUGUAUUAUCGGUGUAAGCAAGCAGUGGCUGACGUUUUUUGGUUUGGGGCGGGGUGAUAACUGUAUUAGGUAACUGCACAAUUUAAAAAAAAAACUUCACAGUCUCAUUACAAGCAGUUGUAAUUUCAGGGCCUCCAUGAUAUGGACAGUCCAACGCCACGGCCUCCACCGACAAUCGCUGACUAUUUUUCGCAAAGGAAAGUACAAAAAUCUCCGAAAGAACCUCGUCCAAGUAAGUUUUCUCAUUUUUUGUCUUUGUUUUAGGUGAUUGUUAGCAGUAUUAAUCCAAUCAAGCUUAUUAUGUACUUACCAAGAAGAGAUAGAAGAUUGUCUACUUGUUAUGUAACAUUUUUUUUGCCAGAAGUAAUUUUUUCUUUUCAGAAGACGAUGAUCCUGUCUUCAAGUACAUUCAGCAACUUAUGCCAGAUGUAAACAAACCAGAUGUAUGCACCGAUCAUUUGUUCAACAUAUCUGGUUAUGACGUGUCAAUGUUUUGUGAAUUCAUACGACAUUGUGCUGACCGUGGAGCGCCUGUCGUCUUCUUUGAUCUUGUCGAAAAACAUCAGGUAAACGACCAGGUAACCUAUGUGAACGAAGUAUUGCAAUAUCUACACGAGGCUGAUGACUGCAAAGAUUUUUGUGGAAUUGUUCUGCUCUACAGCAUGGGUAAGCUAUAGUGUGCGAAUUGAAAAAAAGAAAUGUUUUGGGUUUUAAAAAUCGGGGAGGGUUGGGCUGAUGGUUUUGGUCUUUUAGGGAGAAGGUAAACAUUUUUUGGCUAAAGGUAUCGGGAUUUUUCAAUUUUUUUUGUAAUUUAAAAGACCCUCAAAUUAAAAAACGUUUUUUUGGUACUCAACGCUUUCCACUUGGCUUUGUUAACAAUGUUACUUUGUAUAUUCUAACCAUAUUCAAUUACUUUGAACAUAAUUAACGAUUUUAGGCGACUACAUAUCUCUUGAAACGACAAACAAAGUUGAGGAUGAUACGGCAGAAAGAUUUAAUGAACUUUUUGCCAAAGUUAAAGAAAAGUUUCAACAUAACGUGAACAUUUGGUACCUGUUGAGGCACGCAAGUUUACCGUUCCACCAUGUUUAA